Messenger RNA from Phytophthora nicotianae INRA-310, 783 nucleotides. RefSeq lists its product as hypothetical. The coding region runs from base 1 to 783 and encodes 260 amino acids. The transcript has a single exon. The record is from RefSeq and is a predicted model, not a curated record. Lineage: Eukaryota; Oomycota; Peronosporomycetes; Peronosporales; Peronosporaceae.
AUGAUGACUGAAAGCAAUAACCUGCUGUACCACCCGCACGGCGCAGGGUUUGAUCGUCUCGAGGAGAUGGAAGGUGGAGCAUUGACACGAUAUCCAGUUUUACGAUCGGUUCCAGCGCACAUUCCUCGUCCUUGGAGCACACGUGGUGCAAUAGCCCUUCUCAUGGUGUGUGGCGUGAUAUUCGGAGCCAUCGCGAUAGCCACUUUAAACGGAUCUUCAAGUGAGGCCACCGCUGCGGAUACUGCCGAGGCGACGAGUGCAGAAGGAGUGUCGAUUGUUGGUGGGUCGGGGCCUGACUCAGGCAGCUUUGAAGCUGGUACUGUGGACACGGAGUCGUCGUGGCUGGAUGACUCCAAUCUUAAUUCAAAGGCUGACAGCAAUUCGAACGACUCAUCAAAAGACACAGCAGUCGAUACAGCAAGUAGCUCAACUGCUAUUUCUCAGGACUCCCAGCAAGAAGAGUCGGCUAGUAGCUCGGAUGACAGCAUGGCUGAUUCGUUUUUCAAAGAUGUGCUGGACGGAGACUCGCAGUUCGGGUCGUUUCAGAGCUCGACGUCAGAUGCUUCCGAUUUUGAUGAUGCUUCGGCAGACAGCGAGGAAAAUGUUGUGAUCUCCGCAUCUGAUUCCCAAGAUGCUUCCAUGGACAACUGGUUCAGCGAGUCUACUUUAGGUUCACUAGGCGCCGAAAGUGCUUCAACAUCUGACUGGCAGACUUCAUUGUCAAAGGGUGAUGAAACUAGCGACUCCACAACUAGUUCCACAGACAGUUCCAUAGAUUCCUAG